Molecule: messenger RNA, 3773 nt
Organism: Marchantia polymorpha subsp. ruderalis
Lineage: Eukaryota; Viridiplantae; Streptophyta; Marchantiopsida; Marchantiales; Marchantiaceae
Source: the annotation of a GenBank genome assembly
GCUGCCCCAGGCAGGACCUCUGGGUGCAUCAUGGAGGAGUAGCUCAACUCUUCUUUUCCUCUAGAGCAGAACCCGACCCUUGCAGCACCGUAUUGUCUGUGAGCCUUGCAGAGUUCAGUAUCUGGAGGAUCGCCAGACGAGCCAGAAAAAGUGAUUGGGAGCUAGAGCGGAGUCGUAGAGUACCACUUUGCGACUUUUGCCGAGCUGCUGCAGAUUCAGUGGCAGAGGCAGAGGCAGAAGAAGCAGGAGAAGCAGAAGAAGAAGCAGCGGCACCCGAUUGGCUACAAUAGUAGAUCAUCAGCCGGACCAUUGGCCGCCGCAUGAGCUAAAGCUCAACUCUCGCCACUGUUCGUCAAAUCUCGCACCGCUUCUUCUUUCCUAUCACGACUUCUGCGUCGCAGCAGCAGCAGCAGCAGCACCGCCAGGUCCUUGGGGACGCCGCUGCGCUGCGCCAUAUUCAUGAUGGCAUAUGGAUUUGGCAGAGAUCGUUCUCAUGCGCGCUCCUCUCCUCUCCAGGAACACGUGUUCCGGUCCACUCUCUAAGGCGCUCGCCCCGUUCUGUCGCCGUCGCCACUCGCCACUCGCCACUCGCCACUCCUCCGUGAGGCAAGCCGUGAUUAUUACGGCCCUCCGCCUCUACGAUCCAUAGCACUAGCACUGGAGUGGUAGUCAAUCGUCCCUCCCUCUAGGCCCUGCCGCCUCGCUGCCUCCUCCUCCUACCGCUUCCCUCGCGCAUGAAGCGAGAGCUCGAGGGACAGGCCCGGACGGACAGCUACAAUGAAAUUGCGUACAUGUACUGGGCCACAUCGAGUGCGCGUCGGUCUGUCCGUCCGUCUGGCGUAGCGUAGAUGGUUGCGGUUUCACCUGAUCGCUCGCAUUCGCGCUCGCACGCCGCGACGACCAGCAGGAGACUCGUAACUGUCACCAAGACGAGCUGGAGGACGAGGAACGAGGAACGAGGAGGGAGGGAGGGAGGGAGGGAGCAGGAGCAGGAGCAGGAGCGGAAGCGAUUCUCGGCCUACCCAUCGGUGCAGCAGCAGCCGAUCCAUGAAACGACGCACGCCGGUCGACGGUCGGGGAAUAAUGUCACGGUGCUCGCUCGGCUGUGGCCAUUGACAUUGACAUUGUCGUUCACUCAUUCGCAGUACUCUCUCGCACGCUGCGUCUGAGCGGGAAAGGGCAGCAGCAGUGGAAGCAGGAGCUGGAGGACGAGGCCUUGUUCUUUGUCUUGGCUCGUUGAUGGACCUGCCGAGAUCACCGCACCGGCAGCAGCAGCAGCAGCAGCAACAGCAGCAGCAGCAAUUGGAGCCUGUCGACUGCUGGUGGAGUGAGCGCGGCGGAGUUCAAGAACUUGCACCGCGACUCUGCGCCUCGCUCCUAUGAGCUCGAGCUUGCGGGCCGGGACAAAGACGAGGCGUAAUCCGCGAGAGAGGCAGACGAGCGACUCGUGUGACAGUGCCCGGGCCUCCCGAUCGCGCAAUCGGGGAGGCAGAAUAACAGGAGCGGACGAAUAAUGCGACGGAGGCUCUGUGCCGCGUCAGGCCCUGCGAAUGGACUCCAGGGAGCGAGCUAGCCGAGGAGCAGCAGGGCCUUGGAGACUUGGCGCAUUGCAGAGCCAGGAGGGGAUUGUAUCAUCGUGAAUGGAAAGCGACGGGCGUCGAGGAGAGUCGCCUCGACUGCAUUAGCGCGCACACCCCUCGGAAAGGAGAUGGGAUUGGUGGUGAGGCCGAAUGGCAUAUCUGGAAAAAGCGGGGGAUCCGCGGCGACGAGCGAAAAGAAGCGGUCCUCGAAGAUUUCGUCCGCCCCGACGACGACGUCCACCUCCUCCUCCUCCUCCUCGCCGUCGGCCUCGACAACCUCUCGCAAAGGCUGGACGCUCUUCAUUCUCAAGCAGAAUGUUUCGUGCGAGCAGCAGCAGCAGCAGAAGAAGAAGCUGUCGCAAUCCAGCAAUUCCUCGGCCAAGCCUCUCGACGCAGCUGCCACCACGGCAGCAGCAGCAGCUGCGGCGGCUGCUGCUGCUGCUGCCUCGGAUCCCUCGGCAGCAGCUCCUCUGAAGCAGCUGCCCAGCAACAACAAUUACUCGCGCGGAGAUGCACAGCAGCAGCUGCAAGGGGCGGAGAAACAGGUCGACGGGGCGCAGGACAGCGCGGGGGACAUCAGUCAGAGGAAGGAGCGCUUGCGCGGGCUGGCGGCGAUUGUGCAGGACGUUCUGUCGCGGUCGCUGAGCGACCUGCGCAGGGAGUAUGGCCAGAGCAAGGGGCCUCGAGGCGAGGACGACACCCCGUCGGAAAUCAGCAGCGUCAGCUUCCGAAUGCAGCUGCUCGACCGCUGCGACACGGGGCUCGGCUCCGCUCGCCUGCGCAGCGCCUCGUCCUCGUCCCUCGUCCCUUCGGACGCCGACACCUCCUUCCGCUACAGCCAGCGAAUGGCCCCCGAGAGCACCGCGAAAAUUGAAGGUCUGAUUGACAGGGGCAAGCGUGCAGACGACAGUUGCAGAAUAUCCGGGAGCCGCAAAUCUUCGAGGGCGGAUGAGUAUGAGACUGUUGUGGAGCGACUGAACGAUCCGCGAGCCACCAUAAGAUUGCUCGCUGCGACCGCAGUGCGAGAAGCGACCAGAAACAGCGCGCAAGCGAGGGAAGACCUAUGGAGAGCGGGAGCUAUACCUCCUCUUGUCAAUCUCCUGCAGGAACAGGACAUGGGUGUCUGCUACAUGGCCACAGUAGCUCUGCUGAACCUGGCCAUUGGAUCCAUCAGGAAUAAGCAAGCUAUGGCCGAGUGUGGGGCCAUUGCGAUCCUGGUGCGCUUGAUGAGACCGGAAUCUUGUACCUCGGUUCGUGAGAGCGCGACGACCGUGAUUCUGAGCCUAGCUGCCUCGGAUCAACUGAAGCCGAUGAUCGGGACGUCAGGAGCGAUCGUGUAUCUGUCAGACAUCCUCACCAAUGGAACCACGCAGGGCCGAAGCGAUGCCGUGCGAGCCCUGCUGAAUUUGUCCAUUUUCAAGGGAAAUCGGCCUCCCAUGGUGCAGGCCGGCACCAUCGGCCCGCUGUACAGAGUGAUCCUGAGAGACGCAAAAGACACGGCCGAGAAAGCGGUGAUUCUGCUGAGCCAUCUGUUCAUGUGCAAGGAAGGUCGAGAGACCAUCACCUCGGAGGAGCACACGGUGUCUGUGCUCAUCCAGGUGCUCAAAAGGGCAUCCUUCUCUCAAAGUUGUAAAGAGCACACCGUCGUGAUGCUACUAUCGCUUUCGACGAAGAUGACAGUGCGGAGAGAGGCCGUCUUUGCGCAGGGGAUUCUGCCGUCCUUGGUGGAAAUUGCUCUUCUCGGCUCGAGCCCCAAGAUGCAGGAGAAAGCUGCCAAGUUACUGAGGAUCAUCAAAGAGCAUCGCACGGAUGAAGGGAUUCUCUCCAUGGAUAGGAUGAGUGAUUUAGAUGAUAAACUACCUCUCGAGAGGCAGUAUUCCACCAGUAGUACGGUGGAGACCACAACCAGUACCUACACUAUGCCGCCGGCUGCCAAGGGACAUGUAGAUCGCUCUGUAUCUGACAAGGUAGAGGUGACCUGCAAAGAUGGCAAGGAGCUCAAGUAUUCGAGUUUUUUCCGGUCUCUGAUUUCUCGAAGCUUAAGAUCAGAUUACUUGACGUGUCGUGCAGUUUCCAUCGACGAGUCCACUAGAGUCCCUUGUAAAAUUCUUAGAUCCUUCUGCUCACAAGAUUAAAGUCGUCCAUAUAUCCGAUGUAUAAACUCUUUAGAAGUUUUUGAAAUACACAUGCACC